This is a messenger RNA of Aegilops tauschii subsp. strangulata, 1173 nucleotides long. Lineage: Eukaryota; Viridiplantae; Streptophyta; Magnoliopsida; Poales; Poaceae. The record is from RefSeq and is a predicted model, not a curated record.
AUGUCUUCGUCAACACCAUCGUCGCCGCUGCCCGUCUCCACCUCCGCGCCGAUGACCACCGCGUCGAUGACGUCCGCCCCGAUGACCACCGUCGGGGCCCCACGAUGUCGGGCCCGGUCACCACCGCGGGCUCCUCACCACCGCCGUCCCCCCAUCACUGCCGCGCCGCCGCUAGCCGCCGUCUUCACGCCGGAACAGAUGACCAGGACGCUGCAGCAGCUCGUGACGGCCGUCCAAGGGCUCCACAUGAACCAGUACCACCAGUACAUAACAGGAGCGUACGGCCUUCCGCCGGCUGCACCGAUCGCCACCUACGGCCACCCUGUGCCAUGGCUGUUCCCGGGCACACCCGCAGGCGGUGGGCCCCCGCUGUUGCCGUUCCAGACGGGGAACUCCAGUGGGCCACCACCAGCCGCCGCGGGCCUGUGGCAUCUGCCGCCGCCAUCAUCGACGGUGCCCCUCCGGCACCUGCAACCAUUGCCGUCCCCGGCAGCCGCUGCCCCCGUCCAGCCCCUGUUGCUGCCGCUGCAACCACCGGAGCCGCCCCUGCCAAGCUCGGGGGCACCCUCGCCGACCGGCCUCCCGAUCCAUCAGGUCCGGUUCCCGCCCUCCCUGUCGCCACUCCCAGCGUGGGCGGCUGGGUCUUCGCCAUCGCCGGUCUACACCACGGCCCUCGAACAGCCGACUCCGUUCCCGCACUCGACACGGCGCUCCGACCCGCCAGCUCGACACGGCGCUCCGACCCAGACACCGCCGCGGUUCGCCAAGAUCGACUUCGCCACCUAUGACGGCACGGAGGACCUCCUCAAGUGGCUCAACCAGUGCAACCAGUUCUUUCGCACCCUCACAUCGGAGCGUACCUGGCUCGCCUCGUACCACCUCCGUGGCGCGGCACAGACCUGGUAUUACGCCCUCGAGCAGGACGAGGGCGCCAUGCCCCCUUGGGAGCGCUUACGCGAGCUCUGCCUCCUUCGCAUUGGGCCUCCGGUUCGCGGGAGCCGCCUGGCGGAGCUCGGCCGCCUUCCCUUCACCUCCAUGGUGCAGGACUACGCCGACCGUUUCCAGGCCCUGGCAUGCCAUGCGUCAGGUGUGACGGCGCAGCAGCUGGCCGACCUCUUUGUCGGUGGACUUCCGGAUCACAUCCGCGUGGACGUGGAGUUUCAGGGACCCUAG